Messenger RNA from Pipistrellus nathusii (Nathusius's pipistrelle), 2655 nucleotides. The record is from the annotation of a GenBank genome assembly. NCBI's taxonomy places the organism in Eukaryota, Metazoa, Chordata, Mammalia, Chiroptera, Vespertilionidae.
AUGGAAGGAGGCUGCAAGCCCAACUCGUCGUCCAGCAGCCGGGACGAUGGCAACAGCGUCUUCCCCGCCAAGCCGCCCGCGACGGGCGCGGGGUCGAGCGGGGCCGACAAGGGGCUGGGCAGCCCGGCGGGGGGCGGCGGCGGGCCGGGCGCCAAGGAGCUGGGCAACUCCGUGUGCUUCAAGGUGGACGGCGGCGGCGGCGAGGAGCCGGCCGGGGGCCUGGAGGACGCCGAGGGGCCCCGGCGGCAGUACGGCUUCAUGCAGAGGCAGUUCACCUCCAUGCUGCAGCCCGGCGUCAACAAAUUCUCCCUCCGCAUGUUCGGGAGCCAGAAGGCGGUGGAGAAGGAGCAGGAAAGGGUUAAAACUGCAGGCUUCUGGAUCAUCCACCCCUACAGCGACUUCAGGUUUUACUGGGAUUUAAUAAUGCUUAUAAUGAUGGUUGGCAAUCUGGUCAUCAUACCUGUUGGAAUCACGUUCUUCACAGAACAAACAACAACACCCUGGAUUAUUUUCAAUGUGGCCUCAGACACAGUGUUCCUCUUGGACCUGAUCAUGAAUUUUAGGACUGGGACUGUCAAUGAAGACAGCUCUGAAAUCAUCCUGGACCCUAAAGUGAUCAAGAUGAAUUAUUUAAAGAGCUGGUUUGUGGUGGACUUCAUCUCAUCAAUCCCAGUGGAUUAUAUCUUCCUCAUCGUAGAAAAGGGAAUGGAUUCAGAAGUUUACAAGACAGCCAGGGCACUUCGCAUCGUGAGGUUUACAAAAAUUCUCAGUCUCUUGCGUUUAUUACGACUUUCAAGAUUAAUUAGAUACAUACAUCAGUGGGAGGAGAUUUUCCACAUGACCUAUGACCUGGCCAGCGCGGUGGUGCGCAUCUUCAACCUCAUCGGCAUGAUGCUGCUGUUGUGCCACUGGGACGGCUGCCUGCAGUUCCUGGUGCCGCUGCUGCAGGACUUCCCCUCCGACUGCUGGGUGUCUCUCAACAAGAUGGUCAACGACUCCUGGGGGAAGCAGUAUUCCUAUGCGCUCUUCAAGGCCAUGAGCCACAUGCUGUGCAUCGGGUACGGCGCGCAGGCCCCGGUCAGCAUGUCGGACCUGUGGAUCACCAUGCUCAGCAUGAUCGUGGGCGCCACCUGCUACGCCAUGUUCGUGGGCCACGCCACGGCUCUGAUCCAGUCUCUGGAUUCCUCCCGGCGGCAGUAUCAAGAGAAGUAUAAGCAAGUGGAACAAUACAUGUCAUUCCACAAGUUGCCAGCUGAUAUGCGUCAGAAGAUUCAUGAUUACUAUGAACACAGAUACCAAGGCAAGAUCUUUGAUGAGGAAAAUAUUCUCAAUGAACUCAAUGAUCCUCUGAGAGAGGAGAUAGUCAACUUCAACUGUCGGAAACUCGUGGCCACGAUGCCUCUUUUUGCCAACGCUGACCCCAAUUUUGUGACUGCCAUGCUGAGCAAGUUGAGAUUUGAGGUGUUUCAACCUGGAGAUUACAUCAUACGAGAAGGAGCUGUGGGUAAAAAAAUGUACUUCAUUCAGCAUGGCGUUGCGGGAGUCAUCACAAAGUCCAGUAAAGAGAUGAAGCUGACGGACGGCUCGUACUUCGGAGAGAUUUGCCUGCUGACCAAGGGACGCCGCACUGCCAGUGUUCGAGCUGACACGUACUGUCGUCUUUAUUCACUUUCUGUGGACAACUUCAACGAGGUCCUGGAGGAAUAUCCCAUGAUGAGAAGAGCCUUUGAGACCGUGGCCAUUGACCGACUAGAUCGGAUAGGCAAGAAAAACUCAAUUCUCCUGCAAAAGUUCCAGAAGGAUCUUAACACUGGUGUUUUCAACAACCAGGAGAACGAGAUCCUGAAGCAGAUCGUGAAGCACGACCGGGAGAUGGUGCAGGCCAUCGCGCCUCCUCCGCUGGGCUACCCGCAGACGCCGGGACCCCCGAACAACGCCGCGCCCGCCUCCCGCCUGCGGACCCAGUCGCCGCCCAUGUACCCCGCGACCAGCCGGCCCCCUAGCAGCCUGCACUCCCCGAGCCCGGGCGCGCAGCCCCCGCAGCCCGCCGCCGUCCUCUCGCCCUGCUCCUACACCGCGGCCGUCUGCAGCCCGCCCGUCCAGAGCCCGCUGGCCGCCGCCCGGACUUUCCACUACGCCUCCCCGACGGCGCCCCAGCUGUCCCUGGUGCACCAGCCGGCCCCGGCCCCGCAGCCCCAGCCUCUGCAGCAGCCCCCGCAGCAGCCCCCGCAGCCCCUGCAGCCCAGCGGCAGCUCCACGCCCAAAGCCGACGUGCACAAGAGCACGCAGGCCCUGCACAACGCCAGCCUGAGCCGGGAGGUCAGGCCCCUCUCGGCCUCGCAGCCCUCGCUGCCCCACGAGGCGUCGUCCACCCCGAUUUCCAGACCGCACCCCACCGUGGGGGAGUCCCUGGCCUCCAUCCCCCAGUCCGCGCCUGCCGUCCACCCUGGCGGGAGCCUGCAGGCAGCGGGCAGGGGCACCGUCCCCCAGAGGGUCACCCUGUUCCGACAGAUGUCCUCCGGAGCCAUCCCGCCGCCCCGAGGGGUCCCGCCCGCACCCCCUCCGCCAGCGGCGGCCCCGCUUCCGAAAGAGCCUUCCUCAGUCUUAAAAACAGAGCCAGAGGCCGAAAAGCCACGGUUUUCUUCGAAUUUAUGA